AUGUGGAACCCAAGAGAUGAUCCGCAGGGGCGGCGCAACUCUCCCAUCUUCAAAAUGAUGAACCCGGAGCUCCAUAUGAAGCCAAACAUGAUGGUUGCUGCCGUCGGCACCACUUUAUUCGUGGUCAUCAUGGGGUCCCUCCUGUGGGAAAAGCACAAGUACGAGCAGCAGCAGGCAAAGCUCCGGCAGUCGGCGGUCGAACGGGUUAUCAAAGAAGAGUAG
Molecule: messenger RNA, 222 nt
Organism: Klebsormidium nitens
Lineage: Eukaryota; Viridiplantae; Streptophyta; Klebsormidiophyceae; Klebsormidiales; Klebsormidiaceae
Source: the annotation of a GenBank genome assembly